Molecule: messenger RNA, 2911 nt
Organism: Fukomys damarensis (Damara mole-rat)
Lineage: Eukaryota; Metazoa; Chordata; Mammalia; Rodentia; Bathyergidae
Gene: Stac2
Product: SH3 and cysteine rich domain 2
Exons: 9
Coding region: 1335-2753 (472 amino acids)
Biological process (GO): positive regulation of voltage-gated calcium channel activity; positive regulation of protein localization to plasma membrane; skeletal muscle contraction
Cellular component (GO): extrinsic component of cytoplasmic side of plasma membrane
Molecular function (GO): protein binding
Source: RefSeq, a predicted model, not a curated record
AAGGCAAGCAGGGGGAGAAAAAAGAGGGGGGGGGAGAAAAGAAAAAGGAAGGAAGGUAGGUAUAAAGGCUAGCUGAAUUCCAGCCCCUGACAAUGACAGGGCCCAUGCAUUUCCAGGUGGGUUUGACCCCAGAGCCUUCUGUCCUCUAGAUCUGGUCUUGCCUCCUCCUCUCGGACAUGGGGAAACUGAGGCUCAGGGCAGGGAAAUAAAACUUUUGCUUCAAGCAGCAGGUUCACUGUUGUUGACCCCAGCACAUCUCCCUGGUUUUGGCACUGCUCUAUGGGCAGAACAGUGGAGGGCACCUUGGGGCUUCUGAGCACCCCCAGAGCCCUGCCUACCACUUAAUUGCCCUGUGGGCCUCUGCCGCCGCUCCGUUGUCUGGCAUCCAGGCUGGGCCCUCUCCUUGCAGAUGCACAGGGUGCCCAUGCUGCUGUCCAGGAAGCUGGGCUUGGAAGGCAUGGAGUGGCUUCCGUGCCAGACAUCCCAGGCCCUGACCUUCCAGCUGGCACACUGCGGGCUGCCUUGUGCCCAGGCGUCUCUGCCUCCCCCAGUCUUGCUGCCUGCUGCCUGCAGGGGACUGAGGGCCACCGCUUCCAUCCCCCUGGCACGGCCAUCAGGCAGGCAGCCAUGGCACACAGCUGCCUUGCACGCGAGCCGGGAGCCCUGGCCAACUCCCACUGCCUAGCGCCAGUCCUGUGUCUCUUUCUGUUUUUUUUGUUUGUUUGUUUGUUUGUACCUGUGAUAGAACUCAGGGCCUUGCUCUUGCUAAAUCUUGAGCUAAAUCUCGGGCCCCCUGUGCCACUUUCUGUACUGGCAGGAAGGGGUGGGCAGGGGAGGUACCUUCAGGGCUCUGGGUCAGGGGUCUCCGGGUCAUACUCUGGGCAAUUUGGGUGUGUUUGGGUGAACAGUGGCCAGUCCACCAACACCUCCUGUGGGCUGACACCCUCCUGGGGACCUGGAGGACAGCGCUGGCCCUGAAGGCACAUGCCUGUAGUCUCUGUUACUCAGGAGGCUGAGGCAGGAGGAUCUCAAGUUCAAGGCCAGCCAGGGCAACUGAGCAAGACCCUUUCUCCCAAAAGGCACAGUCUCCCGAGGGAAUGAGAACAGGGACAACAGUUCUCUGAGUGGGGGCAUAGCAGGUCAGGACUGGCACAAGGGCAGUGGGCAGCAGAGGAGGGUGAGGCCUGCUUGAGAGAGUUCCUGUGGGACAGCUGGCAUCCAAGGCAGAGGGGCUGUGGGAAGGGCUCGGAAGGGUACACAGGUGUUCACCACAUAGGGCAAAGAGGACAAGCAUGUCAGAGAUCCCAGGGCCAUAAAAGUCCCAGCAUCCUGGCAUGUGGCUGGGGGAGGCAGGGGUGCCAAAGACAGGUCUGCGGGGUCAUGGGGAGACUCGGCACCACGGUGGGGGCAAUCCUCCUGUCUCAGCCUCCCCACUGCUGGGAUUACUGGCACGUACCACCACACCCAGUUUUCAGUGCUGCCUCUCAGCUCUGCCGUCCACACGCUGCCACCCUGGGAGACACCCCAAGGGCACCCACAGGGCGUUCCGCCCACGGUGCCCUCCUUCCCAGCUGCAGCGGCUCAAGCGCUCUCUGUCCCUCAAGACCAUCCUGAGGAGCAAGAGCAUGGAGAACUUCUUCCUGCGCCCCAGCUCUGAGCUCAUUCGUCCCACGGAGGUGCUGCUCACACCCCCGUCCCCUCUGCCCCCGCCCUCCCCGCCACCCACGUCCACCCCGGCGGCCUCCCCGUGCCCGGCGCUGCGCCCCCUGGCGCCACUCAAGCCCCCCAGGAGGCACGGCUUCCAGGAGCACAUCUUCAAGCGCGCCAGCCCCUGCCAGCUGUGCCACCAGCUCAUCGUGGGAAACUCCAAGCAGGGCCUGCGCUGUAAGGGCUGCAAGGCCAGCGUCCACCUCUGGUGCUCUGAGGGGAUCUCCUGCCAGCAGUGCCCGGGCAAGAUGUCCACCUCCUUCCGCAGAAACUUCAGCUCCCCGCUCCUGGUGCACGACCCCCCACCAGCCUGUGCGGCCAGCAGAGAGUCCCCACCCACCGGGCUCGGCGGGAAGGUGGACCCGGUGUACGAGGCCCUGCGCUAUGGCACGUCCCUGGCGCUGAUGAACCGCUCCAGCUUCAGCAGCACAUCCGAGUCCCCCACGCGGAGCCUGAGCGAGCUGGCGGAGGAGCUGACGGAGGACGGGGAGGGCAGCAUCCGCAGCCCCGAGGAGCGGCCCGGCCAUAGCGGUGAGCGUGGAGGAGUGGAGCCAGCAGAGCGGCCCUCACAGCCUGCCGCGCCCACGCCCCCAGGGUCCACAGCCCUGGCGGAGAGCGCGGAGCCUGCGGAAGAGCAGAGCCCUGGGCAGCAGCCCCCCAAGGCGCUCCUGCGGAAGGAAGUGGGGCCCAUGUACUCCUACGUGGCACUCUACAAGUUCCUGCCCCAGGAGAGCAACGACCUGGCCCUGCAGCCAGGGGAUCGGAUCAUGCUGGUGGAUGACUCCAACGAGGACUGGUGGAAGGGCAAGAUUGGCGACCGCGUGGGCUUCUUCCCGGCCAACUUUGUACAACGGGUGAGGCCAGGUGAGAACGUGUGGCGCUGCUGCCGGCCUUUCCCUGGAAACAAGGAGCAGGGUCACCUGAGCCUCAAGGAGAACCAGAUCUGCGUGGGCGUGGGCAGGGGCAGAGAUGCUGAUGGUUUUGUCCGAGUCAGCAGCGGCAAGAAGCGGGGCCUGGUGCCAGCGGAUGCCCUGACGGAGAUCUGAAGGCGCCCGCAGGAUGGAAACGGAGCCGGCACCCCAGCACCUGCCUCCUCUGCCUCUCCCGGGCCAGAGGCCCCAGGGAAGGUUUUAUUUCUUGGGCGGGGCACCCUGCUGGGUUGAUCCCCUGGGACUGGGAGGAAGUGGGGAGCUGCAAGUAGGUU